UGUCCCUUCUGCAGUGCCUUUCCUCUGAGGCCCUCAAAGGGAAACUGAGGCUUUGAGGACACGAAGACUCGCAUUAGGCCAAUGAGCCUUGGAACUCCAGAUCGAAGAGGAGAAGAAAGACCUGACUCUGUGUGUGUGUGUGUGUAUGUGUGUGUGGCAGAGGGGGGUGUGGUCAUGGGGUAUUGCCAUGAACACACAAGGGGCAAGAAGCGUCUGAAAUCAGAGCUAACUUGGGAGGCACAGAACACAGGGUGCCUGGAAGGGAAACAGAUGUAUUGUGGGGCACAGGGCAGGCUGGGAGGGGAACAAAGGUCCACUCCAUGGGUAACCAGACCCUUCCGCCAGGGCUGGCCACUUCUGCCUUUGGAAAAUGUUUCACAACGCCCCACGUUAUGUGUGUGUGUGAAUCGGCCGAUGCGAAGCAAAUGUUGAUGUAAGAGGCAGGGCGCUCAGAUGCGGAUGGGUAACAGGGCGUGGGCUCACACACUCACUUGCACCAGUGCCCAGAGAUGGGGUGCAGGCUGAGGAGCUGCCCAGAGCACUGCUCACACUCCCAGAGUACCUGAAUUCGGCAUUCCAAUGACAGGUGACAAGGGUCCUCAAAGGCUGAGCAGGUCCAGCUAUGGUUCCAUCUCCAGCCCGACCAGCCCAGGGCCACAGCAAGUGCCUCCCAGAGAGACCUACCUGAGUGAGAAGAUCCCCAUCCCAGACACAAAACCGGUGGGAUGCUGGAAACUUCCUGGGGGCUUGGCACCUUCAGCCUGCGGAAGCUAUGGGCCCCCCUCACUCUACUCCUCCUACCCCCGACAGGGCACCUUCAGCCUGCGGAAGCUAUGGGCCUUCACCGGGCCUGGUUUCCUCAUGAGCAUUGCUUUCCUGGACCCAGGAAACAUCGAGUCAGAUCUUCAGGCUGGCGCCGUGGCGGGAUUCAAACUUCUCUGGGUGCUGCUCUGGGCCACAGUGUUGGGCUUGCUCUGCCAGCGACUGGCUGCACGUCUGGGCGUGGUGACAGGCAAGGACUUGGGUGAAGUCAGCCAUCUCUACUACCCUAAGGUGCCCCGCACACUCCUCUGGCUGACCAUCGAACUAGCCAUUGUGGGCUCCGACAUGCAGGAAGUCAUCGGCACGGCCAUUGCAUUCAAUCUGCUCUCAGCUGGACGAAUCCCACUCUGGGGUGGCGUCCUCAUCACCAUCGUGGACACCUUCUUCUUCCUCUUCCUCGAUAACUAUGGGUUGCGGAAGCUGGAAGCCUUUUUUGGACUCCUUAUAACCAUUAUGGCCUUGACCUUUGGCUACGAGUAUGUGGUGGCGCGUCCUGAGCAGGGAGCGCUUCUUCGGGGCCUGCUCCUGCCCUCGUGCCCUGGCUGCGGCCACCCCGAGCUGCUGCAGGCGGUAGGCAUUGUUGGCGCCAUCAUCAUGCCCCACAACAUCUACCUGCACUCGGCCCUGGUCAAGUCUCGAGAGAUAGACCGAGCCCGCCGAGUGGACAUCAGAGAAGCCAACAUGUACUUCCUGAUAGAGGCCACCAUCGCCCUGUCCGUCUCCUUUAUCAUCAACCUCUUUGUCAUGGCUGUCUUUGGGCAGGCCUUCUACCAGCAAACCAACCAGGCUGCGUUCAACAUCUGUGCCAACAGCAGCCUCCACGACUACGCCAAGAUCUUCCCCAUGAACAACGCCACUGUGGCCGUGGACAUUUACCAGGGGGGCGUGAUUCUGGGCUGCCUGUUCGGCCCCGCGGCCCUCUACAUCUGGGCCAUAGGUCUCCUGGCGGCCGGGCAGAGCUCCACCAUGACGGGCACCUACGCGGGACAGUUCGUGAUGGAGGGAUUCCUCAGGCUGCGGUGGUCACGCUUCGCCCGCGUCCUCCUCACCCGCUCCUGUGCCAUCCUGCCCACCGUGCUUGUGGCUGUCUUCCGGGACCUGAGGGACUUGUCGGGCCUCAAUGAUCUGCUCAACGUGCUGCAGAGCCUGCUGCUCCCAUUCGCCGUGCUGCCCAUCCUCACGUUCACCAGCAUGCCCGCCCUCAUGCAGGAGUUUGCCAAUGGCCCGCUGAGCAAGGUCGUCACCUCCUGCAUCAUGGCGCUAGUCUGCGCCAUCAACCUCUACUUCGUGGUCAGCUACCUGCCCAGCCUGCCCCACCCUGCCUACUUCGGCCUUGCAGCCCUGCUGGCCGCAGCCUACCUGGGUCUCAGCACCUACCUGGUCUGGACCUGUUGCCUUGCCCACGGAGCCACCUUUCUGGCCCACAGCUCCCACCACCACUUCCUGUAUGGGCUCCUUGAAGAGGACCAGAAAGGGGAGACCUCUGGCUAGGCCCACACCCGGGGCCUGGCUGGGAGUGGCAUGCAUGGUGUGACUGGCCUGCUGGAUGUGGAGGGGGCGCAUGCAGGGAGCAGGAUGGAGUGGGGCAGUUCCUGAGACCUGCCAACCUGGGGGCUUUAGGGACCUGCUGUUUCCUAGCACAGCCAUGUGAUUAACCUCUGGGUCUCAGUGUCCUCAUCUGUAAAAUGGAGACACCACCACCCUUGCUAUGCAGGUUGAGCACUUUAACACAGUGCCUGGCACUGGGGACAAAAACAAACAAAACAAACAAAAAACAUUUCAAAAGGUAUUUAUUGAGCACCUUCAGGUGUGACCUGCCAGCCCAAGGACGGGUAGGGUAAGGGCUUGGGGACUUGGGCGAGACACAGGCUCCAAACUGGAGCUUGAAAUAGUGUCUGAUGAAUGUUUGUUUGUUUGUUUGAGACAGGGCAAGGGUCUCCCUCUGUGUCCCAGGCUGGAGUGCAGUGGCGCAAUGUUGACUCAUUGCAACCUCCGCCUUCUGGGUUCAAUUGAUUCUCGUGCUUCAUUCAGCCCCGGGAGUGGCGCGCACCACCACGCCCAGCUAAUUUUUGUAUUUUUAGUAGAGACGGGUUUUGCCAUGCUGGCCAGACUGGUCUCGAACUGCUGGAUUCAAGUGAUCCCGCCCACCUCCGCCUCCCAAAGUGCUGGGAAUUAGAGGCAUGAGCCACCGCACCCGGCCUGAUUAAAGUUACAUAAAUACUA
This is a messenger RNA of Piliocolobus tephrosceles (Ugandan red Colobus), 3045 nucleotides long. RefSeq names its product solute carrier family 11 member 1 (gene SLC11A1). The transcript has 15 exons. Lineage: Eukaryota; Metazoa; Chordata; Mammalia; Primates; Cercopithecidae. Gene Ontology annotation, biological process: iron ion transmembrane transport; manganese ion transport. Bases 580 to 2313 code for a protein of 577 amino acids. Gene Ontology annotation, cellular component: endosome membrane; plasma membrane; phagocytic vesicle membrane. The record is from RefSeq and is a predicted model, not a curated record. Gene Ontology annotation, molecular function: manganese ion transmembrane transporter activity; cadmium ion transmembrane transporter activity; metal cation:proton antiporter activity.